AAAUUGGCCAAAACACUAGCUAAUCUCACGGGAUUUUCUCUCCAAAAAUCACAACAAUUAAUCAAGCUAAUUUACACUUAAACCAAGCUUAAAACAUGCUCAAAGGCUACCGGGAUUUCCCCCAUUUUUCUACCAAAAUUCGACAUCACACGGCAGCAAACUAAUCAAGCUAAUUCUACCUUAAUCAAGCUUAAAAACAAUGGUUUAAGGCUGCCACAUACCAGAAUUUUCCAGCUAAAACCGGAGCUGCAGGGGGAAGAGAAGCCGGCGGCAAUUCUGCAGGAAACUCACGGGUUUCCCAAAAAUUGGAGGAAAUAAGAGCAAUUAACGUAAACCCAAGCCAAUUCAAGGAAAAACAAAGGGAUUUAAUGGCUGUUUCUUACCCAAAACCGGAGCAAAUCACCCCCACAAAGCAGGAGCAGCCGGCGGUGAGGAGCAGAGCAAGGCAGAUCCGGCUUUUCCAGCAGGGGAGGGAAGAUUUCUGGGUUCUAGGUGUGUUCUAGAGCAAGAAGGAAGGAGAAAACCAAGCUUAUCUCACUAGUUUUCCAAGGCAUGGCUGGGUUCCCUUUCUUUUUUCUUUCGAGUGGCUGCAGCGGAAAGAAAGAAGAAGAAGAGCA
Rubroshorea leprosula is the source of this 617-nucleotide messenger RNA. NCBI's taxonomy places the organism in Eukaryota, Viridiplantae, Streptophyta, Magnoliopsida, Malvales, Dipterocarpaceae. The record is from the annotation of a GenBank genome assembly.